Messenger RNA from Impatiens glandulifera, 2556 nucleotides. Its product is annotated as protein EMBRYO SAC DEVELOPMENT ARREST 30-like. The coding region runs from base 279 to 2231 and encodes 650 amino acids. The transcript has 11 exons. Gene Ontology annotation, cellular component: Golgi apparatus; chloroplast; cytoplasm. The record is from RefSeq and is a predicted model, not a curated record. NCBI's taxonomy places the organism in Eukaryota, Viridiplantae, Streptophyta, Magnoliopsida, Ericales, Balsaminaceae.
UAGAUAGCUAAAGGGGGAAGAAAAAUGACCGUCUCAUGAGAAGCAAAAGCCAGAGCAUAGCAGAUCUACACUUGUGUCAACUACUUAACAUAGCUUCUUCUGAUAAUUUUAUCCAAUUCAUCGCUUCUCCACAUCGCCGGAGCUGUGGAAAGUGUUAAAGUUGCCCCCUUCGCUUCAGCUUCUUCUUCUUCGUUUUGAUUUCCAAGCUGCUAGAACUUUGUUGUCAUUGCUGGGUGAUAAUGCAAGCUACUCACUGGAAUGCCUUGGUGUGAAUCAAGAUGAUUUUCAAAUCGAAAAUAAAAUGGGCUGCCCUUGGAGGAUUGAUCUUGUCUUUUAUAUCUUUGCUUGUUCACUUGCUUCUUGCCAAAUACUCAAGUGCCGAUCUAGUACAGUACAGUGCAUUUGUGGGUUUUACAGAAGAUAUAAAUCUGAAUAUACAGGGUAGGCAGGGCUCUGGCUACAGUAAGUUGUGGAAAAAUGUGAGAUCUUUGGAUACGUUGCAACCAUAUGCAAAUCCUCGAAGUGAAUAUAUAGUUCCAGCACAGAAGAAUAAUCGUUUCAUUUAUGCAAAAGUGUUUGGUGGAUUUGAGAAAAUAAGAACGGCGAUAUGUGAUCUUGUUGCCAUUUCCAGGCUUCUAAAUGCCACCUUGGUCAUUCCUGAAAUUCAAGCAAGCACCCUGUCAAAAGGCAUUAGCUCAAAAUUCAAGGGCUUUUCAUAUCUCUACAAUGAAGAUCAGUUCAUUGCUGGUCUGACUAAUGAUGUAAAUAUUGUUAGAACCCUUCCUCCCGAGUUUAAUAAUGCAAGGAAAAACAAAAAGUUUCCAAUCUUUAAACCCAAGGGUUCAACUCCUCCAAGUUUUUAUAUUAACGAAGUUUUGCCAAAGUUGAAAGAAACAAAGGUUGUUGGAUUUGUGAUUAAAGAUGGAAGCUGUCUGGAGGCUAUUCUUCCUCCUAGCAUGGCUGAGUAUCAGAGGCUUAGAUGCCGGGUGGCAUUUCAUGCACUUCAAUUUCGUCCAGAAAUUUUAAGCCUUGGUCAACUGAUCAUUAAAAGGUUAAGAGUUUCUGGCCAGCAUUACCUUGCUUUUCAUCCUGGUCUUGUGCGAGAUACAUUAGCUUACCAUGGAUGUGCUGAGAUUUUUCAGGAUGUUCACAGUGAACUUGUACAAUACCGAAGGGCACAGAUGAUCAAGGGAAAAAUACUUAAAGAAAAACUGAAUAUUGAUUCACAUGUUAGAAAGGCAAAUGGAUCAUGUCCCCUCAUGCCUGAAGAGGUAGGUCUCCUCCUUCGGGCAAUGGGUUAUCCUCCUAAUACCAGAAUAUACUUGGCAGGUUCCGAAAUCUUUGGGGGCCAACGGGUUUUGAUCCCUUUACGUGCUAUGUUUACAAACUUAGUUGACCGAACGUCUUUAUGCAGCAAACAAGAGCUGAUGAAUUUAGUUGGACCAGAAGUACAACUUCCCGAGCCACAUUUUGAAUUUUCUCCUUCGAAAAGUGAAAAGAAACUAAAAGAAGAAUGGGACAAGGCUGGCCCACGUCCUCGACCUCUUCCUCCACCUCCGGAGAGACCCAUUUAUCAACAUGAGAAGGAAGGUUGGUAUGGUUGGGUUGCUGAAAAGGAGUCUGAACCUGAUCCGACCCUUCUAGAUUUAAGAAUGGAAGCACAUCGGUUGCUGUGGGCUGCAGUUGAUUAUAUUGUUUCAUUGGAAGCAGAUGCUUUCUUUCCCGGUUUCAAUAAUGAUGGCAGUGGGCCUGAUUUUGCGAGCAUGGUUAUGGGACACCGUCUUUAUGAGAUGGCAUCUGCCAGAACAUAUCGACCUGACAGGAAAUAUCUUGUGGAGCUUUUCAACAGUACCAAAGAUAAUCUUUAUCAUCCGAAGCGCAAUUGGACUCUGUUAGUUCGAGCUCAUCUGAACAAAAGCUUGGAUGAGGAAGGCAUUAAAAGGGAAUUUCUUCUAUCGAAAUCAAAUUCAUUCCUUUCUCUCCCGAUUCCUGAAUGUUCUUGCACUAUAGCAAAAUCCAAGGAGUCUCCAUUUGAAGGAAUCGAGCAAUGCCCCAAAUGGAUGGAAACUGAUCUCAUGAGUAAAAUUCAGCAUAGUAGAUCAAUGGAAGAUAGUGAUGUUGAAGAAGAUAACACAGAUGUAGAAACGCAACCAGAAUCAGAGAAUGAUGAUGAUAAAACUGUAACAAUUCCGUUUCUCGAUCAAGAUGGGGAGAUGGAUCCCGAUGAUUAAGAAACUAUAUCAUAAUAUGUUUAUCUUAAUUCUCUUGGCGUUGAUACAGAGCGAGCUAUCGGAGAACAAAUGGUUGCAGGAAGAUUUUUGUCGUUUUUUUUGUAUUUUUUUAUGUGUUUUGUAGAUUUGACCAUAUAGAUAAUUCUUUGAGUCUGAACAGGAGAUUCGUUUAUAAAAGAGAAGAAAGACUUGUCCAUUGCCCACUGGCUCAGAUUGAUGAGGUUCUGUUUAUAAAUGUGUUUUUUUUUCUUCAUUUCUCUUUAACAAAAUAUAUACACAUUUGCCCCAUCACAUGUAUAACAAGUUUAUUCAACUUUUCAUUUUA